AUGACUAAAGACUACGCCAAAGCAAGUUUGAACUAUGGCCAGUUUCUCUACAAGACCUCUAUCGCGUUCACUAGCGACACCACCGGCAAGGAAACGAACGUCUUGGCAAACGCUGCGGGAUACGGAGCUGGAACUGCCAAGCCGCAGGACAACUUCGUGUAUAUGCUCUCCGGGCGCUUCAUCUUGCGCAAGGAGGAGCCUAACCCCACUGUCCACUUUGAACAGGGCAUUCACCUCAAUAUUGGCCCUUAA
Molecule: messenger RNA, 252 nt
Organism: Puccinia triticina
Lineage: Eukaryota; Fungi; Basidiomycota; Pucciniomycetes; Pucciniales; Pucciniaceae
Exons: 2
Coding region: 1-252 (83 amino acids)
Source: RefSeq, a predicted model, not a curated record